Molecule: messenger RNA, 450 nt
Organism: Ambispora gerdemannii
Lineage: Eukaryota; Fungi; Glomeromycota; Glomeromycetes; Archaeosporales; Ambisporaceae
Source: the annotation of a GenBank genome assembly
ACAAAUAUGUCUAAUAAUAAUGCCAGUAAUUACGAAACCUUCCCAUCUACGAGUUCGCUUAAUACCACACCAAACCCUUACACUGAGGAAGCUUGGUCAGAGUGGGUAAAGAGCUAUAUGCCAACACUUUACUUGGAAAAUCGAGCAAGUGUUGCUAGAGAUCAUUUGGCAAACGAAAGAACUUUUUUAGCCUGGUUACGGACUUCGUUGUCAUUUAUAGGAAUUGGCAUUGCCAUUACGCAAUUAUUUCGUUUAACUCAGCAUACACCUAAUGAAACGGUCGGUAAACCAUUAGGAUUAAUGUUUAUUAUUCUCGGAAUAGUAUUUUUAAUUUGCGGAUUCUUUCGAUAUUUUCAUUCACAAUUCAUCAUGACCACUGGCAACUUUCCGGCAAGUCGCGGCACCUUCAAGCAACAACAACAAUGGAAAGUUGAACAAGAAAUUGUUAUA